Gasterosteus aculeatus aculeatus (three-spined stickleback) is the source of this 3002-nucleotide messenger RNA. The record is from RefSeq and is a predicted model, not a curated record. NCBI's taxonomy places the organism in Eukaryota, Metazoa, Chordata, Actinopteri, Perciformes, Gasterosteidae.
UCUACCGACCAAUGAAAUUCAGAGCUGUACAAAGAGAUCUACUCCCUCUCAUCGAGUAGCGUCAGCGUCGUAGCCCUUGCAAUGUCUGCACAGGAGAGGAGGAAUGCAUGUGCAGAAACAAAGCAUGACGGUCUCCGUGGAGUCAUUUACAUUGGAUUAUAAACAUUUCACACUUCACACAUCAGUUCAGAAAUUGAGAUUGGCGUGAGAAGAUAUGGAACGAGCAAUACGGAGGAACAAAUUGCCUGCAUGGCAGGUGUUUUUGUGGUGGCAUCAUUUCUUUCUCUUGUGGACUACAAUAGACGGACAGACUCGCUACAGUCUCCCGGAGGAACUGAAACAGGGCUCAGUGGUUGGAAAUCUAGCCAGAGAUAUGGGGUUGGUUGUAUCUGAACUGUACCGACGUAAAUUGCGGAUCACCUCCGAAGCUGGUAAGCAGUAUUUUAGUGUGGACUUGGGGAAGGGAGAACUAGUGGUGAUUAAUAGGAUAGACAGGGAAGAUCUGUGUGGACAAAGACCGUCAUGUCUGUUGCCUCUGGAAAUAGUCAUAGAUAACCCCCUACAGCUGCAUCGGGUCGAAAUUGACAUUCAGGAUACCAACGACAAUUCUCCUAGUUUUCACACUAAAGAGAAAGUAUUGCAAAUCGCAGAACUGGUAAAUCCGGGCGCGCGGUUUCCUUUAGAAAGUGCACAGGAUCCCGAUGUGGGCUCUAAUUCUGUACGGUCUUAUCUUAUAAGCAAAAAUGAUCAUUUCAAAUUGACUGUUAAAACCCACAAGGAUGGAAGGAAAAUCCCCGAACUGGUGCUUGAAAAGCCUCUUGAUCGAGAAACCCAGCCGGUACACAAUCUUAUCCUCACAGCUGUAGAUGGUGGAGAUCCGGUGCGCUCGGGCACAUGUGAAAUUAUAGUUAUAGUUCUUGACAACAAUGAUAAUGCACCGCAAUUUGAAAGGCUGGUAUAUGAAGCUAAUAUCAGUGAAAAUGCCAGACCUGGGAGUGAAAUAUUGCACGUUAAAGCAGCAGAUGCAGACGACGGACUAAAUGGAGAAAUCGAAUACUACUUUGCAGAGCAAACUGCGGAUCUGAUUUUAUCACUAUUUGAGAUUGAACCUUCUACUGGAGCUAUUAUUGUCAAAGGAAUUUUAGACCAUGAAAUUAACCCUGUACAUAGAUUUGACAUAACUGCUAGAGACAAAGGAAACCCCAAAAUGGAUGGUCACUGUGGCGUAGAAAUUAAAAUCGCGGACAUUAACGACAACAUUCCAGAAAUAAUUGUGACGUCUUUAACAACACCUGUUCCAGAAGACUCCGCAAUUGGAACAGUUAUUGCACUGUUGAGUGCAAGAGAUCCAGAUUCGGGGGACAACGGUAAGAUUACAUUAAGCGUGUCUUCCAAAUCCCUCUUCAAGUUAAACCCUUCAGUCUCUAAUCACUACUCAUUAGUGACGACAGGGCCGCUCGACCGUGAAGAAAAUGGCCAAUAUAGUGUAAAGAUACGUGCAACUGAUUCUGGAAAGCCCCCAUUGUCGAGUGAUAAAAUAAUACUUGUUGAAUUGUUGGAUGUAAAUGACAACCGCCCCGUUUUCUCACAACACUCGUAUGUAGUUUAUGUAAAAGAGAAUCAUGCUCCUGGAAAAGUGUUGUGCUCAGUGUCAGCAGCUGAUACUGAUUUGGGUGAAAACUCAAAGAUCUCCUACUCUAUAUUAGACUCUAAAGUGCAAGGCGUUUCAGUCUCAUCGUAUGUUUACAUCAAUUCAGAUAACGGCAGCAUCUACAGCAUGCACUCGUUUGACUAUGAGAAACUGAAGGUGCUCCAGAUUCAGGUUCAGGCAAAGGAUCAGGGCUCUCCGUCUCUCAGCAGCAACGCCACCGUCCAUGUUUUUAUCCUGGACCAGAACGACAACGCCCCCGCGGUUAUUUACCCCUCCUCCGCUGCCCUGGGCUCCCUCUCUCAUCAGAGGAUGCCCCGCUCCGCUAAAGCGGGUCACCUGGUUACCAAGGUGACGGCCGUGGACGCUGACUCGGGCCACAACGCCUGGAUCUCCUACAAACUGGCGGAAGCCACAGACGCCUCUCUGUUCGCUGUCAAUAUGUACACAGGGGAGGUGAGGACCAAACGCGCCGUGUCCGAGCAGGACGACUCCUCUCAGAGGCUGCUUAUAGAGAUCAAGGACGACGGAGAACCGGUCCAGUCCGCCACCGCUACGGUGUCCAUCCUGCUGGAGGACGGCCUACAUGAGCCCAUAUUAGACCUCCGACAUAAACUGCACGAGCCCAGCAAGAAAACUGGGAGAAUAACUCUUUAUUUGAUUCUCUCUCUGGCCUCGGUGUCCGUGCUGUCUCUGCUGACUUUUCUCAUCUUAGCGGUUAAAUGCGUGAGGAACAGCAGAAGCAGCGGUAGUUGCUGCAUGGGAAGGACUGACUGUGAUGAUUACAAGAACCCCAACAGAAACCUGCAGAUUCAGCUCAACACUGAUGGACCUAUAAAGUACGUGGAGGUCCUGGGAGGAGACAUGUUGUCUCAGAGUCAGUCCUUCAGGUCCUGCAUGUCUCCAAUGUCUCCAAUGUCAGAGUACAGUGAUUUCACUAUGAUCAAACCCAGUAGCACCACUGACUUUAACGAGGUGAUCAGUGUUCUGGAUGCGUCUCUACCCGACAGUACCUGGACCUUUGAGAGCCAGCAGGUGAGCAAAACAAAUUAAUUGAUUCAAAAUUUAUUUUCACUGAGUUGCUAAAUAGAAUAUGUAUAUAGUUUCUCCAUUGGUAAAUUAGUGUUAUGUCUGCUUUAAAUAGUUAAAAGGUCAUAGAGGAGUGCCUGCAGAAACUGUUAAUAAAUAUGUUUGAGACAUUGUAAUUUUUGUCACACAAUUAUGAAUAGUCCAGCACCAUGAAGGGGGACAGCGAAUGGUAGUUGAAUACAACACAGAAUAUGUGUGCGAAUUUUUUGUGAUUGGUUGAAUUAAGCACUCUGGACCUGUGGAGAAUAAAUGUGUUAACAACUGA